Helicoverpa zea (corn earworm) is the source of this 1461-nucleotide messenger RNA. RefSeq names its product fork head domain-containing protein FD4-like. The coding region runs from base 1 to 744 and encodes 247 amino acids. Gene Ontology annotation, biological process: anatomical structure morphogenesis; regulation of transcription by RNA polymerase II; cell differentiation. NCBI's taxonomy places the organism in Eukaryota, Metazoa, Arthropoda, Insecta, Lepidoptera, Noctuidae. The transcript has a single exon. The record is from RefSeq and is a predicted model, not a curated record. Gene Ontology annotation, molecular function: RNA polymerase II cis-regulatory region sequence-specific DNA binding; DNA-binding transcription factor activity, RNA polymerase II-specific.
AUGCCGCGGCCACCGCGCGAUUCCUACGGCGAUCAGAAACCUCCGUACUCGUACAUAUCCCUGACGGCGAUGGCGAUCUGGAGCUCUCCGGAGCGCAUGCUGCCGCUGUCGGAGAUCUACCGGUUCAUCACGGACCGCUUCCCGUACUACCGGCGCAACACGCAGCGCUGGCAGAACUCGCUGCGGCACAACCUCUCCUUCAACGACUGCUUCGUGAAGGUGCCGCGCCGCCCGGACCGGCCCGGCAAGGGCGCCUACUGGACGCUGCACCCGCAGGCCUUCGACAUGUUCGAGAACGGCUCGCUGCUCCGGAGACGCAAGAGGUUCAAGCUGCACACGGAUCAGAGAGACAGCUUCAAGUCGGAGUUGGCGGCGUUGGCUAACUUCAACCAGCAGUUCCUGGCGGGGCAGCUGAACGUGAGGGUUCCACCGCUGCAGGUGUUCGAGGCGCCAGUGCUGCCUAGUUCUUGUACAGUGACUGACACGGAUAAGGACAGUUGGAGGAAGUCGUUCUCCAUAGACAGUUUGUUGAGUAGUGGAGUGGACAGUAAGGCUAGUGGUGAUGUGACCGCGGAUGCGCGCGCGCCGUUGGCGGCGUACCGGCCAGACUUGCUGGCACUGCAGGCCAUGUGGCGUCCGUUCCUGCCGCCAUCGCCUCUUGAGCAUCUUCAGUUAAGACUUAACUUUCAAAAUAUUAUCGAUAAUUUUCAUUUUUAUCUCCAACAACCGUUGCACUCUGUGUAACUUAUUUAUUUUAAGCUGAUGAUGACUGUAUAAAGUGCAAUAGUUUUAGGUGAUUCAUAGAUAUUAAACCAUAUUUAAUUGUGGUUUUAUAACAAUUGUUGUACUUAAAUAGAUGGUCUGUCCACAAAGAUGUUCAUGUUUUUUCUGAUAUCGAUAUCGGAGUGAUAAAUUACAGUAAGCGCAUUUUAUCUACAAACGCAUUUGUAUGAUAGGUCUGUCUGUGCCUAUUUACCUACCAAUAUGUAAAAAAUGUUCAAGUGGGUUCCAUCAACGCAAAGAAAAGCUCAGGUAUUCUGCUCUGUUUUAAUUUUCACUGUAGUACUGUACUUUGUCUUAUUAUAAUUAAAAUCAUAUCGAUUAUAAUUUCAUGUGGAAUUAAUUGAUAAAAAGGAUCAUUCUAAGUAUUUAAUUUUCACAAAAGUUCGUUUCAUCACAUUCGUUAUCUUGCUGUCCUUGCCUAAUACAAAAUGUUUGCUAAAAAUAGGAUGUAUUCUGUACAUAUUUAAACUAUUAUUAAAUGUAAAUUAUUAGAAACUAAACGUAUGGUAUGUUAUGAUGUUAAAAAGCUGUUAAAGUUUAUUUCAUAUUUUUAGUCUUUAAUUAUAUUGUUAAUUUGUAACCUUGGAUUUAUUGUGUUAUCAUCUGUUUUGUCAGUGUCAAAUUAAUUGUAAAGUAAGUUAAUUAAGUACAUUUAAUAAAAUAAAUUAAUGUAAAAUA